CGGAAAUUCCGUGACCCGGAAGUACUAUUUUAAGCGUUGCUGACGCUGUUGAAGAAAGAUGGCAGCAGCUGGAAGAGCAUUUGUGCAGGCUGUGCGCCUUCACUCGCCACUUAUAAAGUUUCCUAAUCGCCUUAGUGACCCAAGACCCAAUGUCCAAGAGGUGCUGAAAAUGGGAGUUGCCGCAGCACAGCAGUCCAGUGGUACACAUAGUUCACCUUUGACCUCUGCACCAUCACCCCUGACUCGCCUCCCGGGAAUCUCAGAUACCGCUGCAACUAUCAGAGAUCUUCCCCAGAGGUAUCGAAGAAGGAUAGUUGCUCCAGAGGAGAUGGAGUACAUCCAGCGUGGUGGACCAGAGUAACAGACAUCUUCACUGAUAACCUGCCAAACCAUUCUCUGGAUAUUUACUCAGUACUGUAUAGCUUUUUAGGAGUGUAACUGCCAGAGAUUCCAAUAUAAAAUGCACAAAGAAACAUUUAUAAUUUAUUAAUAUUUAUCCUGUUGGAUCAGAGCGCUGAAAUGUUUAUUUUUAUGUUCAAGCAGUGCUGAUAACCUCAAAUGCUUUUUUGAAUGUAUUGUGAUAUGUGAUGGGAAGUAUGCAGAUUCAAGCAUUGUCUAGUUGUCUUCUAAUAGCCUAUGUAUUGUGCAAAGUAAAGCGAAAAACUGUAAACG
Molecule: messenger RNA, 672 nt
Organism: Salvelinus sp. IW2-2015
Lineage: Eukaryota; Metazoa; Chordata; Actinopteri; Salmoniformes; Salmonidae
Product: alpha-ketoglutarate dehydrogenase component 4
Exons: 4
Coding region: 59-361 (100 amino acids)
Biological process (GO): 2-oxoglutarate metabolic process
Molecular function (GO): oxoglutarate dehydrogenase (succinyl-transferring) activity
Source: RefSeq, a predicted model, not a curated record